AUGUCAAUUAAUAGAGAGUGCGAUUUGUCAUGUGAUCCGGCUAACCCCCGGCGCUCUCCGGUACCCGGGCCUGAGAGUGUGAAAUCUGCUACCGAAGACACCACUGGAGUGAGUAACCAGGCUCCGGUGCCUGUAAAUGUUACUGGAAAAAGACUAAUACAACAAGCAUUCCAUCCUAGCUUAUUUAUGACAAGAUCAAGAAGCAAAUCUCUGAGCAACACGCCAUGCUCUAGUAGUGAAGAGGCGUCUGACAAAGGAAUCCAACAGAGCCACUUUAAUGAUACGGAACCACAAAAAGAUAUUACUAUGCACCCUCCUGACUGGCAAAGAGUACCCUCAAUUAGAAACCCCAAAAGGAAAAAACUGGCAUGCACACCUUCACCAGACAAAAUUGAAACAAGCAAUAGCUUUGAUGGACUAACAGUUGACUUAACUGAAGAACAAGCAACGGAGCCAAAGACUAAGAAGCCCAGCAAACCUCCACCGAUUAUUCUAUAUGGUGUUGAAGAUCUGAACAAACUGACAGAACUGCUGGAAUCAGUUACAGAGAAAUCUCAUUUCACUUACAAAAUUAUCAACAGAAAUCAAUUGAAAAUUCUGACCUACGAUGUUGAUAUAUACAAAAUAUUAAUAUCUGUAAUUCGUGAAAACGGUUUGAUUGGACACACCUUUAAUCGGAAAGAUAACAGAAAUUACCGAAUAGUUAUUAGAAACCUACACCACACAACUCCUUUUCAGGCUAUUAAAGCAGCCAUUGAGGAAACUGGUAAUACUGUGACAGGUGAAAUAAUAAAUGCUAAGUUUGGUCCUGAUAAGAUACCUACAACCACCUUCUUCGCAAAUCUUCUACCAGGCCCGAAUAAUAAGGCAGUGAAAAACAUUAAGGCUAUAUAUCACCAAACCGUCAUUAUAGAAGAUCCAAGAAAACGAAAAACAGUAGUACAGUGUCAAAGGUGUCAACAAUAUGGACACACAAAAAACUAUUGCAUGAAACCAUUUCGUUGUGUAAAAUGUGCAGGAGCUCACAAAACCUCAGCAUGUACAAAGACCGAUCGCAAUACACCAGCCACAUGUGCUCUAUGCCUGGGUCCUCAUCCAGCUAACUACAAAGGGUGUGAGGUGUACAAGGAAAUCCUCACCAGGAAAACCAAAAACCAGUAUCCAAGACAAAAGAGAGACAACUAUGCACACAAAAACAGUGACUAUAUAAGAACUCAUCCAAUUAACAUGAAUUCAGUUCAGGACAGACCACCAUCUAACAAAAAUAUAAAGGAAAAGAAAACAUAUGCUGAAACUACCUAUUCAAAGCCCAAUCCACAAGAGCCAGAUAUGCAGUCAACUUCAUUUAAAACAUUAGAAUACAUGUUUAUCAAACAAUCUGAAAAAAUUGAUUUUCUCCUUCAACAAAUGAGUACAUUACUCCAACUAAUUACAACGCUAAUCUCCAAGCCUUCAAAAUAG
Parnassius mnemosyne (clouded apollo) is the source of this 1461-nucleotide messenger RNA. The record is from the annotation of a GenBank genome assembly. NCBI's taxonomy places the organism in Eukaryota, Metazoa, Arthropoda, Insecta, Lepidoptera, Papilionidae.